Micropterus dolomieu (smallmouth bass) is the source of this 808-nucleotide messenger RNA. RefSeq lists its product as uncharacterized. The transcript has 5 exons. Lineage: Eukaryota; Metazoa; Chordata; Actinopteri; Centrarchiformes; Centrarchidae. Bases 1 to 723 code for a protein of 240 amino acids. The record is from RefSeq and is a predicted model, not a curated record.
AUGAUAUCUGGAGUCAGGAUGAGAGUACUUGAGGUGUUUCUCUUGGCAGUGCUGGGCUGCAGUCUGGCUGGUGGGAGACUUGUGUCCAAAUGUGAACUGAAGGACCAACUGAUGAUGGCGAUUGGUCAACUGAUGAUGAAGGCUGAAAAAGGAAAGGGUGUGGAGAACUUGGUAGCUAAGAUUGUCUGCCAUGUCGAGCUGGCGUCGGAUUUUAACACCAGUGAAGUGGAUCAGCUGAUUCCCGGGAUGGAAGCCCAUCACAGUAGGGAGAAGAGGGAAGCAGGCUAUGAGGGCUUGUUUGGCCUGGCCGAGCCUCAAGGCCCUUUAAUCACAAUUCGGCCCCACACUAGGGAGCGACGGGAUGUCAGACAUCCUCCAUCAAACACCUGGCCUACACCACCCACCAGUGCCACACCAUCCACCCGCCUUCCACAACCGGAUGAGGAGGUCUGGACGCUCUAUGGUCUUUUCCAGCUCAGCAGUCACCUGGUCUGCAGCAGCGACAUGACUCCAUCACCCAACAUCUGUGGGAUGGACUGCAACAACUUGAUUGAUGACGACAUAAGUGAUGACAUCAGCUGCGUGAUUACAAUCUUGAAACAGCUUAUUGAAAAAGGUUUCGGGGCUCCCCACUGGAAGGAACUGAGCAAAAUGAUCAGGCUCAUCUUCCAGAAAGAGUGCAGUGUUCAGGAUGCCUCUGAGUACUUUGCUGAGUGCUCUUAGUGCUGCAACUGUCACUUGAAGGAUUAUCCACCUCUCAACUGAGUGGCCAGUGAAUUAUGAUGAUAAUAAAGUGAACCAUGUUGCA